Molecule: messenger RNA, 2394 nt
Organism: Sycon ciliatum
Lineage: Eukaryota; Metazoa; Porifera; Calcarea; Leucosolenida; Sycettidae
Product: serine/threonine-protein kinase PAK 5-like
Exons: 6
Coding region: 396-1922 (508 amino acids)
Biological process (GO): protein phosphorylation; regulation of MAPK cascade; intracellular signal transduction
Cellular component (GO): cytoplasm
Molecular function (GO): protein serine/threonine kinase activity; ATP binding
Source: RefSeq, a predicted model, not a curated record
CGUAGACCUACGGUGAUGAGUAUGAACUACACUUACAAGUGUCGCUCGUUCGUUCGCUUGUUGAUCUUGCCAGAUAUCUAUCAGCAUGGCUCUACUUCGUCGGUUACCGUGUUGUUUGUAGUGUUGCAUACUCCAACUAACUAUCCUGUACUUCGUAGGAUUUUGUUCUGACCCAACCCCUGGAGGUUUAUCCAUUGGAAAAUAAUAAUAAUUACAACACUGCACAUAGCACUCUGAGUGACCAAACCUUGAAAGUCCGCGACCGUCGGGACAGCGAGAUACGCCAGCUGACCUGUUCGGCUCUGCCAUAACGUUGCUGAAGCAGUGUCCGAAGAACAUAGUUCUGUUCUGUCCGGUGAGGCCGUGGUCGGUGACGGAUCCGUAUUCAAGAAAAAAUGUCGUGUUUCGGAGGUUCCCGCUCGUCCAAGCCGACAAUUUCCGUUCCGACAGAUUUCCAUCAUCGAGUCCACACGGAGUACAUUCCGGAGAGUCGUCAGUACAAAGGCUUGCCUCCACAGUGGAAAACCCUGAUCAACCAGGGGCCCAGGCCAAAACCUAUCGUUGAAGGUUUAGCUCUGUCAGAUGAAGAAACACGGAGAAUUCUAGCUGCUUUGCCUCCCAUUCAUCCAGAAACUGAAAUCGAAGACAAUGGAGCAGCGGCUCCAGAAGCAGUUCGAAUCGCAGGGGACGUUCGCAGGGAAUUUCCUGCUGCGACCCACGCGGAAAAUUCCUCUGCAGGCCAGUCUGUCGAUGCCAGGGAAAGUGUAGAGCGGGUCGGUGCGCAACCAUCGUCCGUUAGUAACGGUGUUGCUGGUCCAGCCUCAACAGGAACUGACCCAACGGUGGCCAGUCAUCAGGGAGCACAAGCAAACACAACAGUUGCAAAUGAUGUGUCUGCCACUGCAGCUGCUGCCAGUCAGGCUGCAGCAGCAGCAGCAGCGAAGGCUGCUUCCAGUGCAUCAGGCGAGGUAGCCAGAAAGCCUGGCUCACCAGCACAGAAACACAUGAACAUCAAUGGGACAGCCGUCAGCCAUGAAGAAUUCCGAUUGCAGCUAGAGAGACACGUGAGUGCGGAGAGCAAUCGCCAUCAAUAUGAAAACUUUGUACGUGUCGGCGAAGGCUCGACUGGAGUUGUAGUGACCGCCAAGGAUCUUGUCCGAAAACGUACGGUCGCCAUCAAGAAAAUGGAUCUCAAGAAGCAGCAGCGUAGGGAGCUACUAUUUAACGAGGUUGUGAUUAUGCGCGACUAUCACCAUGCCAACGUGGUGGAAAUGUUCGAUUCGUUCCUGGUGCGCGAUGAACUGUGGGUGGUGAUGGAGUACAUGAAUGGUGGUGCACUCACGGACAUCGUCACUCAUCUAAGGAUGGAUGAGGAUCAGAUCGCUGCAGUGUGCAAGAGUUGCCUGCAAGCACUGAGCUACUUACACGAGCAAGGUAUUAUUCAUCGGGACAUCAAGAGUGAUAGUAUUCUACUCUCGCAGCAGGGACACGUGAAGCUAUCUGACUUUGGGUUCUGUGCUCGUGUGGAUGAUGCUCGGCCGAAGAGAUGGUCACUGGUUGGCACACCUUACUGGAUGGCACCACAGGUCAUUGCGCGACAAGCAUACUCCACUGAAGUUGAUAUCUGGUCUCUAGGCGUCAUGGUGAUAGAAAUGGUGGAUGGAGAACCGCCGUACUUCAAUGAACCGCCAUUGCAGGCCAUGAGGAAAGUGCGAGACAUGCAGCCACCAGCCUUCAAGGACAGCUCUAGUGUUUCCAGACCAUUGCUCAGCUUCCUGCAACAAAUGCUGGUGCACAACGCUGCGCAGAGAGCCACUGCUAACUCACUCCUCCACCAUCCCAUCCUGCAGCAUGUUGCGCCGCCGGAAUCCCUAGCAACACUGCUCAAAAGCAAUACGCAGUCCUCCUAUGGCUUCAACUAGCAGAGUAGGGAAAGGAGUGAGCGGUCCGGUGCAGUGUUUGCUGCAGCAACCGGCUGAUUUGACAGUAUGUGACUCUGUAUGACGGCACAUGUGUUCAGUGGUGUCUUCUACGUGGGCUGCUACUGUAACUAGGUAGUAGUUAUGCAUGUGACAACGAUCGCAGCUGAUUGUUUUUAAAUGUGUCUCAUGUACUCAUACUUGUACAUGCCAUCUGAACUGUGAUGUGUUGUGUACACAAUUCCUGCAAUGAUCUGGUCUUGGAAGCUAGCCUGAACUCUACUUGAGAAACCACAAGCAAUGUAUGACCCCAACAUUAUAAUAAUUAUUAUUAUUUUUGCAAUUUCUAUGGAGUUCACAGUUUGAAUUUGCCUCGAAACAGUAAAGGCACGUUCUCACUCCAGCCAACCAUCUGGCUAGGGUGAAUGGCUUUCGAGUUCUAAACAUUAACUGUAACGCCUUAGUGCACCCCUGC